This is a messenger RNA of Vespa crabro (European hornet), 3838 nucleotides long. RefSeq names its product BTB/POZ domain-containing protein KCTD1 (gene twz). The record is from RefSeq and is a predicted model, not a curated record. Bases 1932 to 2975 code for a protein of 347 amino acids. Gene Ontology annotation, biological process: protein homooligomerization. The transcript has 5 exons. Lineage: Eukaryota; Metazoa; Arthropoda; Insecta; Hymenoptera; Vespidae. Gene Ontology annotation, molecular function: protein binding.
GUGGUGGGAAUAGGCGAGGAUGAAAUGGAGCAAGACACGCAUUCGCGCGUAUCGGGAGUGCCUCCUUGCUCUGGUCUCGCGCGAUAUAUGUGGGCAGGUACGUACCUAAUCUAAACUAGCAGGUACAAACACAGUAUAUCUACCUGGGGGCCAUGGACCGUAAUAAAGAAAGGCUAAAGAGUUAAAAGAAAAUGAUGAAAAAUGGGAAAUAUUUUUCGUUUCAACUAGGAUAUAUAAUAUCCCAAGGGAAAAAAACCACACACACACACACACACACAUGCACGCACACACGCAUGCACGCACGCACGCACAUACACAACAAUAACAAUAGAGAAGAGAAAAUGAAAAAAAUAAAGUCCCUAUCGAGACUAAUAAUUUCGAGAAUUAUAAUAUAGAUUCGAGUAUAUUUUUCAUUUUUCAUUCUCGUAAUAAUUUUCUCGAGAACUGAUAGCAUAAAAAGACAAAAAAGAAAAAAAGAAAAAAAGAAAAGAAACGUAAAAAACGAGAGAAAAAGAAGAAAAAGUUUAAAAAUCAACGAGCCUGAAAUUUCUUUUCAUCGAUAAAGAUCUCACGUAUUAUCCGUCGUAUCGUCGAAUAUGAUUUUAUGAAAGCGCACACGAGGAUUUGCAUCGCUCGUACGAGGAGAAACUCGAUACGAGUUAACCGGUGAAAAGGCCAAAGGAAACUCUCGUAUGCCGCAUGGGGCGGAUGCGGAAAUUAUUGUCGUAGUAAUUACAAGGAUUCGUAAUAACUCGGACAGUGGACGUGAUAGAAGGAAGAUGGUUACUUGGACAGAUCAUCUCUUAACGGUUGAUAUAUCAGACAAAUGAUGAGAUUCCAUUGGAUUGAUUAUCUUAUUUUUUUUUUUUUUUUAAGUAUUAUAAUGAUUUAUUUUUAUUAGGUGAAAUCCGGUUUAUAAAUUUCUAAAUUCCCUCGAUAAUCAUAUACGUAUACCAGUAAUCUAUACACACACACACACACACACACACACACACAUACACACUCAAUCUCAAUAUUAAGUCCUACGAUAAAACUCAAAUGAAUACCAAUUUAACGUUCAAGCGUUCUACUAUAGUAAACGACUAAAUAUCCUCCAUAAUGUACUUUUCUUUUUCUUUCUUUUACUUUCUUCUUUUUCUUUUCUUUUCUUUUCUCUUCUUCUUUUUCUUUUGCAUCAACAGAAUAUUUAGCAAACGGGGCACGAAGAAAGCACAUAUGGCGCGUGCUCCUUAUGCAUAGUGCGCGCGCGCUCGAACUGGAGGCCGUUCACCGUCAAGAAUGAAGAGAACGAACGAACGAACGAACGAACGAACGAACGAACGAACGAACGCGCGCACGCGGAGUCUUCUUUUGCGUUUCCUCCUCUUCCACCUCGCGUGUGCCAUUAUGCCGCGAGUAUAAUUUUUUUUUCUUUUUUUUUUCUUCUUUUUUUUUUCUAUUUUUUCCCUCGCAUGACCACAGAGAUAUACCUCUCGCCCUCUUGGCUCGCUCCCCUCCCACACACACACACACACACACACAUGUACACGCAAACACAUACACACAUACAAACAUACCUCACAUUACUUCUGACAUUAUUUUGUUUCUCGUUUCUCUAGUACCCCUUUUACGACUGGAUCGACAUACGACUCUCUCUCUCUCUCUCUCUCUCUCUCUUUCUCUUUCUCUCUUUCUCUCUCUCCUUCUCUCAUGGAUUUUCUUCUUCCUUUCUCCCUCUCCCUCUCUCGAACGAACGAACGAACGAACGACUAGCAAGCGACCGACCGCGAUCGGCCGAAGAAUGUAAUGUAAUGCCUCGUGGCAUAAUGUAUGCGCGCCAUCAUUUUUCAACUAUCUCACUGGAUAGUCUCGUUUGGUGAAAAGCACUCCUUAGACGGAAAUGUGAGGCCGACGGGAAGGAGGCGAAGGCCGAGCUAACGGCGCAACGCAGUAUGUUCCCUAGCGCACAAAUUAAGAUGAGAUUGCUGUCGCCAAGCAGUUCGCCGGCCACGUCGCCUACGAUGUCGAAUUCCUCGUCACCGACACCACCGACGCCGGUCACGCCGGUUUAUAAUCAAAAGAUGACGGGUAUACCAUGUGUAGCGGCGGCUUCGAGGUACACGGCACCGGUACACAUUGACGUUGGUGGGACGAUAUAUACAUCUUCCCUCGAAACUCUAACCAAGUAUCCAGAAUCAAGACUGGCCAAAUUAUUCAAUGGUAGUAUACCCAUUGUUUUGGACUCGUUGAAACAACAUUAUUUUAUCGACAGGGAUGGUAGUAUGUUUCGGCACAUAUUGAACUUUAUGAGAAAUUCACGACUCUUGAUACCUGACAACUUCGCCGAUUUGGAUUUAUUGCUCGAGGAAGCACGAUACUUCGACAUUGCACCCAUGUGCAAACAAUUGGAACAAAUAAAAAAGGAACGAAUAAAGAAUGGUACCGCGAGCUUAUCCUCGACUACUGGCUCGACUUGUUCAACGGCUACCUCAACCGCCUCGGCAGCAUCGACUAUGACAACGACGACAUCAUCGUCACCUAAACAAGGCACCGGAAGACAAAUUGGCAUGCGCGGGAAAGGCACGUCGAGUUGUUCGCUCGACUGUACAGGUUGCUCGAGUUGCUCGCCUUGCGACCAUGAGACCGAAAAAUUUCGUGGUAACGAGGGUAACCGCAGUUACGAAUGCGUUGCCCUACACGUCAAUCCUGAUCUCGGUGAAAGAAUUAUGUUAUCGGGCGGGCACACUCUUCUCGAUGAAGUCUUUCCCGAGGCCAUGCAAGCUGUGAUUAACGCGCGUUCUGGUAUUGCCUGGCAUCAACAGGACACCCGUCACGUCAUCAGGUUUCCAUUGAACGGCUUUUGCAAGCUCAACUCCGUUCAAGCUAUUACGCGAUUGCUCAAUGCAGGAUUUCGUAUCGUUGCAAGUAGCGGUGGAGGUGGUGAAGGUCAACAAUUCUCGGAAUACCUCUUCGUCAGACAGUCCAUUAAUACCUGACGGAAAACGACGAUCAACAUUUAUCCAAUCAUUUUAUCGAUCUUAUUCGCGAUGUCGUCUCUAAUAUCGAAUAUUAAUCGAGUGAACGCAACGAUCGUGAUUCAAAUUAAUAUUUUCCUCGCCAAUUAUCUUACAAAGCUAAAUCUAUUUUUACGUGGCAAUAGAAAAAUCGAAUCGAUAUUCCGCGUUCGAUAUUAUAGUGCAUUAAAUAUCGAUAAAGAUCUUCGAGAUUUUAUGAUAUAAAGAGAAGCCGAACGUUUACAUGGGAUUGACAUAAAAGACAAAAAGAGAAAAGAAAAAGGAAAAAAAAAAAAAAGAAAAACAAGAAAAAAAGUAAAAGUAAAAGUAAAAGAAAAAGAUAUCAACCUGAUACGGAAAAUGUGUAUUUUGUGUCGAGAGUCUUUAUGCGACGUAAUUAACGGUAGCUUUAAAGAAAUAUAUAUAUAUAUAUAUAUAUAUAUAUAUAUAUAUAUAUAUACAUAUAUAUAGGUAUAGAACGGAGAAGAUGAAGAACACCAUGUCAGCAUUCGUCCAGGGAUAAAUAUUUUAUUCGAUAUUGUUCGGAUGGCUUUGUACUUGGGUAUAUCUUAAGUGCAGACCGAUCAUUCAAAUUUGUUAUUAUAUAAUAAGAUGUACUUAUAUGUAUUUAUAUGCCAUACUAAUUAUUGUAAAUAUCGCGAAUAAACUAUUGUUCGUCUAUACACACAUGCAAGCACGCAUUCACGCAUAUACACAAACACACGUACACACACACACACACGCACGCAACACAGAGAUACGAAUUGUUACGUAUGCAUGUAUUAUUAAAGAAAACAAAAACAAAAAAAAAAAGAAAAGACAAAAACAAAAACGAAAAAGAAGCA